AUGGCCCUCUCUCUCAAAGCAGAACUCGAAAUAUGGGCGUCCGCACUCAAAUCAUACGAUGCAGAGGACUUUGAGAAUGCUCUCCAGCUCUUCUCCGACAUCGCAGACUCUUCUAAAAUACUUACCAACAUAGGCCUUAUCUAUGCUACCAUAGGCGAACACGAAACCGCUGUACAACAGUUUAACGCAGCGACUGGCCUUGAUCAAUAUCUCGCUGUUGCAUAUUUUCAAUGCGGCGUUUCCAACUUCUUACUCGGUCGCUACGAACUUUCUCUAACAGACUUUGAUGAGGCUUUACUUUACCUACGGGGCAAUCAAGCAAUUAAUUAUGAACAAAUCGGCCUCAAAUUCAAACUAUUCUCAGCGGAAGUGCUAUUCAAUAAGGGUCUUUCGCGUAUUAAUCUUGGCUUCAUGCAAGAGGGGCUGGCAGACAUGGAGGAGGCGAGACGGGAGAAGGCAACAGAGGAACAUAACGUCAUUGAUGAAGCGAUAAGGGACUUGGGGGAAGGCUAUACGGUUUUUAGUAUCCCGGUCGGCGUCCUGUACCGCCCCUCUGAAAACAAACUCAAGAAUUCAAAGGCAAAGGAUUACAUGGGCAAAGCUAAAUUGGUCGCUGCAAGCGAUGCGUCCGAUGCGUUUACCACGUUUUCUGGAGUAACGCGAUUGAAGCAGGGCGUCACCCCACAGAACACGUUCGUCGAAUCGCGCCCUGACACCGAUUCUUCGCCUGCUCUGAAUCGCAGUGUCACUUUGCCUCCUCCUAGAAGCGACCCCAUCGACCCCCCGACGCGUCCCAACCUUGCACUCGAACGUUCGAAAACAACCAUCAACAUCGCGUCCGACGCGCGAGUACGCAUCGCAGCUGGUGGUUCUAGGUCUCCUGUCUCCCCAAGCAGGCGGUCCAACUCUGUGUCGAACCCAGUCGUCGAAACACGCAACACUGGGCUGUCGAGAAAUAACACAUCGAUCGCUAAUUUGACUAGGAGCGCCACGUCCUCACCUCUGCGCCCUGCCGCUCCUUCUAUCGCACCUUCGUCUGCCUCUACACCCACGGCUAUGCCUUUAAGCCUAGUGGCAGGCAUGUCUAGAGGGAUGAGUGUCCGUAGAAUUCCCCCUGCUGCCUCUGCCGUUACACCUCCCAAGUCUUCUGGUCUUCUCCUACCGGCUGGUCCCCCAGCUCAACAACAACAGGCGGGCCGUUUGACCGACUUUUAUGACGACUACAUCAGCUCGUACGGCGAAGACGCAAAUUCUCGACCGUUGCCAGCGCCUCCUGCGGGUGGUACCACCGACCGCGUUACAGCGUGGGCUCAAGCCAACGCAAAUGCGAACCCCAACACUGGCUAUGGCCGCGCCCCUGCACCUGCACGCGCUCUGUCACGUAGCACCUCGAGCGCAGCACCUGGCUCCUACCAGGGCGGCAGUUUACGCAGGAAAGUGACGAGACGGCCGACACAGAGCCGCAGGCCUCCUGUUACAUACGAGGAGGAAGAAGAAGAGGGCUAUGUUAGCGGCGAGUAUGAGGAUACGCAGUUUGAGCUUACGAAGAUCAAAGUGAAGUUGCAUUACCAGGGCGACGUCCGUGGGAUGACCUUCCCGCCUGAUACCCCAUUCGAAGAGUUUGUGGACCGUGUCACAAGCAAAUUUGGGACGUCGUUGGAGGGACUUGGGAUGAAAUUCAAGGACGAAGACGGAGGGAAGAUUACUCUACGAGACGACUCUGAUUACGAGCUUGCGAUCGAGACUGCGCGGGAGAACGCAAAGGGCAAGCCAGAGGGGAAGCUCGAAAUCUGGUGUCUAGAUGUCUAAAUCUCUUGCCCGCCCGCUUAUCUAUCUAUCUAUCGUAUGAUUGUAGUUCUCUGGUUCUCAUGGAAUUUGCGGGGAGCUGCUCUUUUCUUUUCUUUAACGGGUCUUGUUCAAUCAUCGCUUGGGAUUUUCUAUCUAUCCAUUAUUGUUGUUGUUGUUGUUGUUUCCAACUACCCUCCGCUGUUGCUCUUAGUUUGUGGAUCCCAUGUAGAUUGUAAUUCGUCAUCGAUGUUUUGUAUAUAGAGGAUCGAGUGCAUGUUUACAGUAUAGAUCUAUGGCUCACCGUAGGUGUUGGCAUGUUAUUCUGCGAUAAGGCUGCAGAACCUGGGUGGGAUUGACUUUUGUUAUCGCUACUAUAGCUAGUCGUACAUCCUUUAAAUGCAUAAUAUAGCUGUGGUUUUCUAGCGAUU
Serpula lacrymans var. lacrymans S7.9 is the source of this 2216-nucleotide messenger RNA. RefSeq lists its product as uncharacterized. Lineage: Eukaryota; Fungi; Basidiomycota; Agaricomycetes; Boletales; Serpulaceae. Gene Ontology annotation, molecular function: protein binding. The record is from RefSeq and is a predicted model, not a curated record. Bases 1 to 1809 code for a protein of 602 amino acids. The transcript has 9 exons.